Lycium ferocissimum is the source of this 1715-nucleotide messenger RNA. Its product is annotated as rho GTPase-activating protein 5-like. The record is from RefSeq and is a predicted model, not a curated record. NCBI's taxonomy places the organism in Eukaryota, Viridiplantae, Streptophyta, Magnoliopsida, Solanales, Solanaceae. Gene Ontology annotation, molecular function: GTPase activator activity. The coding region runs from base 74 to 1519 and encodes 481 amino acids. The transcript has 5 exons. Gene Ontology annotation, biological process: signal transduction.
AAUACUCAUUUCCAAGAUUAUAUCCAGUUGUUUUAAUAUUCUGCUAGGAAUUAGUACUACUUAAUUGUCAAUUAUGACUCGUCUUUUACGAUCCAAGUCGUAUACAUUUGGCCGUGUCUCUGCUAAUUCUAACUCCUCUUCAGUUCUAGACUUAUCUCCUCGUUGCUCCUCUCUCUAUGAUUACGAACAAGUAAAUAAUAACGACGACGAUGAAGAAGAAGAAUUUUUAAGUCCGGACCCGAGACUUGGGGCUUCGGGUCAGAACAAUCAGUCACCAAUUCUGGCGGUUGUGGUAGCGGCGUUAAGGAAAUCGCUGGUGACUUGCACUACUGUGGAUAGAGAUGACGUGGCGAACAUGGAUAUUAGCUGGCCCACUGAUGUGUGCCACGUUUCUCAUGUUACUUUUGAUCGGUUCGAUGGAUUCCUUGGCUUGCCUAUUGAGCUUCAGCCUGAAGUUCCCCGUAAAGUCCCUAGCGCAAGUGCAAGUGUUUUCGGAGUUUCUGUCCAGUCAAUGCAGUGUUCGUAUGAUCAUAGAGGAAACAGUGUGCCAACAAUACUUCUUAAGCUGCAAAAUCGUCUGUAUACUGAAGGAGGCCUGCAAGUAGAAGGAAUAUUCCGGAUUAAUGCUGACAAUAGUCAAGGAGAAACUGUGAGGAACCAGCUGAAUAGUAGAGGCAUUGUUCCUUAUGGAGUUGAUGUUCAUUGUUUGGCAGGAUUGAUUAAGGCAUGGUUUAGGGAGCUGCCUACAGGUGUACUAGAUUCUCUAACCCCGGAGCAGGUGAUGCAUUGCAACACAGAAGAAGAGUGCACCCAACUAGUGAACUUACUUCCUCCAACUGAAGCUGCACUGCUUGACUGGGCAAUCAAUUUAAUGGCAGACGUUGUGCAUAAUGAGCGUUAUAACAAGAUGAAUGCCAGGAAUAUUGCAAUGGUUUUUGCUCCUAACAUGACUCAGAUGGCUGAUCCUUUGACUGCACUGAUUCAUGCAGUCCAAGUAAUGAACCUACUUAAGACACUCGUUAUGAAGACCCUUCGUGAAAGAGAAGAGUCACACAUGACAUGCCAAAUGCAGUCGUCAUGUGCUAAUAUUUCCAGUUGCAUGGUAGAUUAUCUUUCAACACAAUCAAAUGGAGUACUUACUAAAGAUCCAGUUCUGGAUGGCUAUUCUCAUGAAAAGCAAACUGCUGGUGAACUCUCAACAAGUCUCAAUUUAGACAGUACACAAUGUGAGUCAGAGGAGCAAUUCUGGAAUUGUAGGAGUACAAGUGAUGCCGGGGAGGAAUGUGAUUCCGUUGUGAAGACCUCUGCAGAUGCUCGCAAAAGACAAACACUAGAGAGUAGGUUUAGAGAGGGAUUUGACUCUGAGGAGGUUGAGAACACAAUGGUUAAACUUAGUUUAAGGAAGGGAAUGCAGAAGCUAUGCAGGCAUCCUGUAUUUCAACUGAGUAAGCCAGUGAAGAAGAGCAGACUUAUCGGGAUUGUAAAUAGUAGGAGAGGAGGCGGAGAAGCAUUGGUAUGAGACAAGUCACCUCAGGAUGGGAUCUCUGUUGCUCCUAUUUCUUUGUCCUUAGUAUUUGAUGUAGUUUGUACUAAUAUUGGUGUCAGUACUGUUUGGUCCAGAAUCUAGUGAGAGAAGCAUUUCAUUCACAGAGUGUGACAGGUACUAACUUGUAGUUUUAUGAAAAUAUUAAUGAAGGUGUGCCUCAAAAGUAUAA